This is a messenger RNA of Asterias rubens (European starfish), 1810 nucleotides long. Its product is annotated as activated RNA polymerase II transcriptional coactivator p15-like. Gene Ontology annotation, biological process: positive regulation of transcription initiation by RNA polymerase II. The transcript is spliced from 4 exons. Gene Ontology annotation, cellular component: nucleus; transcription regulator complex. The record is from RefSeq and is a predicted model, not a curated record. Gene Ontology annotation, molecular function: transcription coactivator activity; DNA binding. The coding region runs from base 1 to 372 and encodes 123 amino acids. Lineage: Eukaryota; Metazoa; Echinodermata; Asteroidea; Forcipulatida; Asteriidae.
AUGAUUACAAGAUCUGCCUGGCUUCUUCUGUCGAGGAUCUUCUGCAGGUCAUCCACAAAGAAGAAAAUAAGGAAAGAAAAGAAUGUUGAGUCAACAAAAGAAAAGACUGUUGAGUCAACAAAAGAAAAGUCUCCAAAAAAGAAGAAAUCUGGAGAUGGCCCAGAAGAUCACAUGUAUCCACUUGCCAGACAGCGCUUUGUUAAUGUGAGAGAGUUUCGCGGCAAGGUGUUAAUCGACAUCAGGGAAUACUACACAGAUAACUCUGGAGAACUUAAACCAGGCAAAAAAGGCAUCAGCCUAACCGUAGAACAAUGGGAAAAGCUUAAAGAUGCCAUGGAGGAUGUCAACGACAGUGUUCGAGAACUCAGCUAGUAGCUAAGAUUGGCAAAACCAUGUUAAGUGGUAUAAUGGAUAGUUUAUAUCUAAAUCCUAUAUCACUAGUCUUUUUCACGCUAGUGCACAACAAAGAAGACUUCAAGGAAAUCCUUGCAAUGUAAAACCCAGAGUACAAAGUCCAUUCUUCCUUGCACAUUUCCUGCAGUUUUCCUGGAGCAAUAGGGACUUUGUGUAAUGUACCCGGGGUUACCUUACUCAACCUUGCUCCCAAAGCAGGGGUAGAUGUUUCCAAGGAGAUUGCCAUGUUAACUUGUAAUUCAAGUGUUAAAAAGACAUCAAAAUCCCCCCGAAUAAUCCAGGAUUUGUUUCUAGUGUGAAAAAUGCUUUUAAUGGAUUGCCUGCUAUGGGAAGGUUGUACAUUUGAACAAUGUAUUUUAUAUACCAACAGAUAGACUUUUUUACUUGAAUCUUUGUGUAGCAUUACAAGUGGGGAAAUUUGAAAGUUAAAUUUGAUUUCUUCAUUUAAAGCUGCUUUCUUCUACUUACACAACUCAUCAAGCCAGAUGGGAUUUUUGUAUACACUGGCUUCGAUCAUGGAAAAGUAUGGGAACAUUUAAGCAUUACCAUGGUAAUUAUUUCAGUUUCUAUUGGUGAUGAAUUUCUCAAAAGCAUUCAAGUAGGAUUCAAAGCUUGCUACAGCUAUAUGAACUAUAAGAAAUUGAGUAGGCUUACUGGUGGUCAUAACAAAGUGAAUCCAAAUGUUGGUUCAGUACUGGUCUUUAUUGGCGACGUUAAUUUAAUCAAUGUAGUUACCGAUAACACAAAUACUGUCUGCAACACAAAUUACUGGAGAAGAGAUGUGAGUAUCACACAAACAUCUGGAUCAAAACUGUUUCGAUCCAGGUGUGUAGACUUGCCCCAGUCCUUCCGAAUCAGGCUCUAAAACAGUCGUUGUAGCGCCCUCUACACAUAAACAGGGUCUCCAAUCAAGACUAGGAUAGUAAAGGACUUAAGGAAAAUGUUGAGCCGUUCCUGAUGCUAAUUAGCUGAACUGUUGUAUGACGCAUGCAUUCCAUAAAGGCUUAAUGAUACUUAUCUUAAUUUGAUAUCAGCCAGUGCCAUGCUGGGAAACUGCAACUGCACUGCAUUGCUGUCUUUAACCAAAAACUAAAUUUUCAUUAUAAAUGGAUGUCUCAAGUUUGUUUAAUUAUGACCUCAAAACAAAUCUUUGGACUCUAUCAUUAAACAGUGGCCCUUAUUUUGCGUCAUCACCAUGUGUAAAACUCCUCAUUAUACAUAUACAACAUGUAAAUGUUAAAGAUAAGUCCAAUCUCAGUUAAAGUUAACACACCCUGACAAUUAGCUUAAUUUUAUUGACUUUAUGGUUGUUGGUAUGAUUAGGUAAUCCCCAAGUUUCAAUUAACACUACAUAAAUUCUGUUUCCAUUUUAUUAAGAAAAUUAAAAAAUAUUGAG